Messenger RNA from Kogia breviceps (pygmy sperm whale), 3437 nucleotides. NCBI's taxonomy places the organism in Eukaryota, Metazoa, Chordata, Mammalia, Artiodactyla, Physeteridae. The record is from RefSeq and is a predicted model, not a curated record.
GAGCAACCCUGUUUGUAACAAGGCGAAAUCGGGAUGAUUUACUCAGAAUUUCAAUUUCAGGAUACUGAGGACUGGUGUGGCUGUGUGGAGUUGCAAGUUUAACUCAAGGCCUUGUCUCACUGGGUAAACUGAGGCCCAGGUAAAAGGUUUUACAAUCCUCAGCUCCCAGAGAGCAACCUUCCACACCCUGUUCCUCAAGACCCCCAGAGAAGAUGUGUUCCAGCCUUCCUCUGCCCGCCCCCAAAUACCAGGGCUCCCUUUCUGAGCCAGGUGAAGCCACAGGCAGCAGUGCAAGGACAGAACCCACAACCGUCCAGAGGAAGGGCCAGUGGGUGCCACCUGGUUUGCACCUGUGCCUUUACCCUGCCCGCUUCCUGAGGAGGACUCUGCAGACCCAGACGGUGGAGGCAAACAGCCCGGUUCCUACCACUGGGUUCCAGUCCCACCCCUUUCAAAGGCACGAAACUGGGAAGCAUCUGGGCAGCUGCCGACCAUUCGAAUUAAACGGCCCAGCCUGGUCCCAGGGCGCGGCGCGGCCAUGCCAGGCGCAGGGAGGUCUGGCCAGCGUGUUACUCUGGGGGUUGCGCCUCAUCGGCCUGCAGCUUUCCCUCUCCUGCUGCUGGGCUUUCAGCUGCCACAGCACCGCGUCCUCCUCUGACUUCAGCCUCCCUGGGGAUUACCUGCUGGCGAGCCAGUUUCCUCUCCACGGUGACCACCUAGGGGUGAGACGCGGACCCACAGUACCUUCUGUGACAGAUGACCUCAGAGGUUCUUUUCUACCCCCCAAGCCUGGGGUUUCCGGAGACCAGAGGGUCUCAGCAGGGCCUUUCGCCCUUUUCAGCUCUCAGCCUGGCUUUCCCUACAGGCCCAGCACCUUCAGUGGCCACGGCCGCCACCUCUUCCAGGCCACGCAGUUUGGCGUCGAGGAGGUAAACAACGCCACCAUCACCCUGGGGUACGAGCCGUACGACGGCUGCUCGCAGUCAGCCAACGUGUUUGCCACGCUGAGCACGCCAGGGACGCGCUACGUGGAGAGCCCAGGAGACCCCUCCCACUACUCCCCCGCGACCGUGGCGGUGAUUGGGCCCGCCGCCAGCCACCGCGUCGCCACCACUGCAGCCCUGCUGAGCCCCUUCCCGAUGCCCCUGAGAAGCUGCUAUGAUGCCAGCAGCGUGACGCUCGGUGUGAAGCGGCUCUCCCCCUCUUUUCUGCGCCCCUUCCCUGACAAGCCCCGGGUGGAGACCCUGCCGCUGCCGCUGCGGAGGUUCGGGUGGGUCUGGAUCUCCACGCUGGGCAGCGAAGGUGUCUACGGGCAGCUAGGGGUGCAGGCGCUGGAGGACCAGGCCACCCAGCAGGGCGUGUGCGUUGCCUUCAAGGCCACCGUGCCUCUCUCUGCCCAGCCGGGCGAUGAGAGGAUGCAGAGCACGACGAGCUGCCCGGCCCAAGCGAGGACCACGGUCGUGGGCGUCUUCUCCGGCAGACAGCUGGCCGGGGUGUUCCUUGAGUCCGUGGUGCUGGCCAAGCUGACUGCCAAGGUGUGGAUCGCCUCAGAAGACUGGGCCAUCUCCAGACACAUCAGCAAUGUGCCUGGGAUCUGGGGCCUGGGCACAGUGCUGGGUGUGGCCAUCCCACAGAGACGUGUCCCUGGCCUGAAGGCGUUUGAAGAGGCCUACAGUCCUGGGGCAGACAAAGGAGCCCUUGGGCCUUGCCUCAGGGGCUCCUGGUGCGGCAGCAACCAGCUCUGCAGAGAGUGCUGGGCUUUCACGGCACAGAAGAUGCCCACACUUGCAGCAUUCUCCAUGAGCUGCUACAACGUGUACCAGGCUGUCUAUGCCGUGGCUCAUGGCCUCCACCAGCUCCUGGGCUGUGCCUCUGGAGUCUGUUCCAGAGGCUGGGUCUACCCGUGGCAGCUUCUGGAGCAGACCCUCAAGGUGAAUUUCCUUUUACACAAGGACAUUGUGACAUUUAAUGACAACGGCGACCCCCUCAGCAGUCAUACUGCCUGGGACUUGAGGGGCCCCAACUGGACCUUCAGGGUCAUCGGCUCCUCCUUGUGGUCUCCAGUUUGGCUAGGCAUAAAUACGCUCAAAAUCCAGUGGCAUGGAAAGGACAACCAGGUGCCUCAGUCUGUGUGUUCCGGCGACUGUCCUGAAGGGCACCAGAAAGUGAUCAUGGGUUUCCACCACUGCUGCUUCGAGUGUGUGCUCUGUGAGGCCGGAACCUUCCCCAACGAGAGUGACCCCUACAGCUGCCAACCUUGUGGGAGAGAAGAGUGGGCACCUGAGAGAAGCCAGACCUGCUUGCCAUGCACCGUGGUGUUUCUGAUUUGGCAUGAGCCCAUCUCUUGGGUGCUCCUGGCAGCUAAUAUGUUGCUGCUGCUGCUGGUGGCUGGGACUGCUGGCCUGUUUGCCUGGCACCUAGACACGCCUGUGGUGAGGUCUGCUGGAGGCCGGCUGUGCUUCCUCAUGCUGGGCUACCUGGUGGAGGGGAGCUGCGGCCACCGUGGCUUCUUUGGGGAGCCCACGCUGCCCACACGCCUGCUGCGCAGAGGCCUCUUUGCCCUUGGUUUUGCCAUCUUCCUGUCCUGCCUGACGAUCCGCUCCUUCCAACUUGUGUUCAUCUUCAAGUUUUCUGCCCAGGUACCUACCUUCUUCCGUGUGUGGGUCCAAAACCACAGUGCUGGCCUGUUGGUGGUGAUCAGCUCAACAACCCAGCUGCUUAUCUGUCUAAUGUGGCUUGCAGUGUGGACUCCACUGCCCACCAGGAAGCACCAGCCCUUCCCCCAGCUGGUGGUGCCUGACUGCACAGAGGCUAACUCACCGGGCUUCAUGCUGGCUUUCACCUACGAUGGCCUCCUCUAGGUCAGCGCCUUUGCCUGCAGCUACCUGGGCAAGGACCUGCCAGAGAACUACCACGAGGUCCAAUGUGUCACCUUCAGCCUGCUCCUCAACUUCGUGUCCUGGAUCGCCUUCUUCACCAUGGCCAGUGUCUACCAGGGCAAGUACCAGCCCACGGUCAACGUGCUGGCCGUGCGCAGCCUGAGUGGCGGCUUCAGCGGUUAUUUCCUCCCCAAGUGCUAUGUGAUCCUGUGCCGCCCAGCUGGCCUCCACCCAGGACUACACCAGGCGCUGUGGCUCCACCUGACCAGUGGGUCGGGCAGGGGGCCGGAGGUAAAGGCUAGCGCCUCCGAGGCGUCCCGCCCCGGCCGGCGCGCUUUGACGUCACGUCCGGCGGCGGCGGCGGCGGCGGCGGCGUCGUCUCUGCACGGUCGGCCCGGCACUUACCGCCGGGGCAGUUGGUCAGUGGGGGCUGUGCAGGCGACCUGGCUUGGGGCCGGAGGCGUUGGCGUAGGGAGGACCGGACAGGGUGAGGAGGUCGGGAGGAACAGGGCGAGGGAGGGGGCGCUGUGGGCCGCGGUGGCUGUUGACGGAGUGUGA